CUUGAACCCCGUCGCUGGCAGCUAUAAAGCAUUCAAGUACAUUCUUUUCACGUCCUAUAGGCAUAUUCCCCUGUCAAGAUGCGUUGGUUUAUUUGGGCUCUGCUGGCGGCGCUUUGUCUGCAUCAAACACGGGCGGAUGUCUCACAGCUCGUUAAGUCGGGCAACGGCUUUGUUUACGAUGUGCCCAAGGUCAGUGAGCUGGAACUGGAGCUGAACAAUGAGUUCCCCACUGGCCAGGAAUUCCCACAGGACGCCAUACCUGUCGCCCCCUCCGAUGCGGAACUGGGACAGGCCGAAGCCGCCGAGGAACUGCCCCAGCCAUCCGCUGCCAGUGAGGACAGAGCUGCUAGUGAUGACAGCGCUGCCUAUGCCUCGUCCAAGGGUCACGGCUACGCAUAUCGCGUGCCCAGCAGACGCUUCAAGAGCUAAGCGCGUAGCUAUUUAUAGAUAGUUUCUACGAGUUUCUACCAAAGUCUUUAAACACUAAAACAAUAAUAAAAUGU
Molecule: messenger RNA, 503 nt
Organism: Drosophila navojoa
Lineage: Eukaryota; Metazoa; Arthropoda; Insecta; Diptera; Drosophilidae
Source: RefSeq, a predicted model, not a curated record